Messenger RNA from Nerophis lumbriciformis (worm pipefish), 1316 nucleotides. Its product is annotated as sorting nexin-16-like. NCBI's taxonomy places the organism in Eukaryota, Metazoa, Chordata, Actinopteri, Syngnathiformes, Syngnathidae. Gene Ontology annotation, cellular component: late endosome; early endosome. Gene Ontology annotation, molecular function: phosphatidylinositol binding. Gene Ontology annotation, biological process: early endosome to late endosome transport; endosome to lysosome transport; protein targeting to lysosome. The record is from RefSeq and is a predicted model, not a curated record.
GUUGUCAGUGUUAUAUCUAAUACACCUCUCUAAUAAAAUAUUGAUUUAAUUUCCCGAGGCUGUACUUUGGCACCUGUGAAGCACACAGUGUUGACAAAUCAUUUACCUCUUAACUGCUGCUUACAUGCACUAUAUUCCACACAACCUGCCUUCUGGUUCUGGUGAUCCAAAUAGGAAUAGUUAGUAUGAGUAGAGCGGUCCAGGCUUGUGAACUCCCGCCAGCACUCACACAGAUGAUCGUCAACAUUGAUUCAGGUCAGAGUUUGCCUUCCGUGCAUUUUGACGUCUCGUCUGCCAAGUGUGAGCUCUCAUCUCAUCAGAGAGAGGACGGACCGUGGGGUGAUCCGACGCGUAAUGACGCCAAUGGUAGCGAUGUGAAGGGAGGUUCAUCGCCACUCCCCUUCACCUUGACACUGCAGGGCCAUGAUACCCUUGAAGAGAGGUCAAAGUUUACGGUUUACAAGAUUCUAGUCAGCGGAAGUCAAGGCGACAGCUGGAUUAUUUUUCGAAGAUACACAGACUUCUGCAGGCUCCAAAACAAGCUUAAGGAUUUGUUUCCUAGCGUCCACUUAGUUCUUCCUCCGAAGCGUUGGUUUAAAGACAACUACGAUGAGGAGUUUCUGGCAGAGAGGCAAACUGCUCUGCAAACAUUUCUGCACAACCUGACACACCACAAACAUAUCAUUAGCAGUGAUGUGGUCAGGCAGUUUCUGUGUAUGACUGACCCACCAGGCCCAUUUGACAGUGUGGAAGAAAGCAGGGUUUUCUGUGAGACGCUGGAGGAGACCAACCACCAUCUACAGAGGGAACUCAUGGAAAAACAACGAGAUGUUGAUAAUUUAACGCGCAUCCUAAAGGAGAGAGAAAACUACAUAAACCUGCUGAUGAGCAAAGUCUAAUGUUUAGGAAAUCUUAAUAAUCCAAAAAUGUUCAUAUUAUCAACAAUUCAUUUUAACUGAUGUUAUUGCAGUUUUGGUAACUAUUCACCAGUAUUGUUGAUCUCUUGCUGUCCUUCAGUCAUUUUUUCCCCACACAUUAAAAAAAUCUCUGAUUACCGCCACUUGCAACUAAUGUCCUCUAAAGGGCGCCACAAGAUAAAUGAAUAAUACUAAUCUUAGGGCUGAGUCAUGCAUAUUAAGGGUAAUGUCAUCACUCAUCACUGAAAUUUACUCACAUGAUUUAAUUUGUGUGUAGAAGUACGUUUGUCUUGGGGGUACUAAAGGCUAUUAGGUAGUUCUUUUGUUGAAUUUGACAAUUGCACAUUUUCUGUCAAUGCCAGUUGCCAACUUUUUCAAAAUUAAAUGAAGUACACUUUA